This is a messenger RNA of Fragaria vesca subsp. vesca, 1582 nucleotides long. RefSeq names its product alpha-galactosidase-like. Lineage: Eukaryota; Viridiplantae; Streptophyta; Magnoliopsida; Rosales; Rosaceae. Gene Ontology annotation, molecular function: hydrolase activity, hydrolyzing O-glycosyl compounds. The transcript is spliced from 15 exons. The record is from RefSeq and is a predicted model, not a curated record. Gene Ontology annotation, biological process: carbohydrate metabolic process. Bases 153 to 1400 code for a protein of 415 amino acids.
CUACUACAGCAAGAGCUAGUGUUCAAGUUUAGAAUGUAUUGUCUAUAUAUAGCUUGUUCAGAUUGGUUCAUGGAGUUCUAUAUUCCUUCAUUACUAAUAUAUCCUUAGCUAGCAGUUAGCUUCCAGUAUAGAGUUAGUUGUUCGUUUCUGAUAUGGUCAUGGCAGCAGCUCCUUGGUUAUGUUCUUGGCAGCUGCGGGCUGGUUUGGUCGCGAUAUGCAUUUCUUUCGUGUUCAAUACCAACUGCGCGAUUGCUGCUCGGCAGUUAAUGAGAUCCAGUACUGGACAGGAUCAUAUUAGAAGGAACCUGUUGGACAAUGGACUAGGUCUAACACCACCUAUGGGAUGGAAUAGUUGGAAUCACUUCAACUGUCACAUUGAAGAAAAAUUGAUCAAAGAGACGGCGGACUCGAUGGUAUCAACAGGACUUGCUGCACUUGGCUACGAAUAUAUAAAUUUAGAUGAUUGCUGGGCUGAACAGAAUCGAGAUUCUGAGGGAAAUUUGGUUGCAAAAUCUUCAGCAUUUCCAUCUGGAAUCAAGGCUUUAGCAGAUUAUGUCCACAGCAAAGGGCUGAAGCUUGGGAUUUACUCUGAUGCCGGAACUCUAACAUGCAGUAAAGAAAUGCCCGGAUCACUAGGCCAUGAGGAACAAGAUGCACAUACUUUCGCUUCCUGGGGAAUUGACUACUUGAAGUAUGAUAAUUGUCACAGUACCGGUACAAGCCCUAAGGAAAGGUAUCCAGUAAUGAGUAAAGCUUUACUGAACUCCUCAAGGCCUAUCUUCUUUUCCCUAUGUGAAUGGGGAGUAGAAGACCCUGCAACCUGGGCUGCCAGUGUUGGAAAUAGUUGGAGAACAACCGGAGACAUUUCUGAUAACUGGGAUAGUAUGACAUCUCGUGCGGAUCAAAAUGACAUAUGGGCAUCAUACGCUGGACCUGGAGGUUGGAAUGAUCCUGAUAUGCUUGAAGUUGGAAAUGGAGGUAUGACUCUCGAGGAAUAUCGUGCACAUUUCAGCAUCUGGGCAUUAGCUAAGGCUCCUCUGUUAAUUGGAUGUGAUAUUCGAUCUAUGGACGAUGCGACUCUCAGUCUGUUAAGCAACAAGGAAGUCAUUGCAGUUAAUCAAGAUAAACUAGGAGCACAAGGGAAACAGGUUACGAGUGGUACAGAUUUGCAGGUUUGGGCUGGCCCUCUUAGUGAUAACAGGGUAGCAUUAGUUCUGUGGAAUAGAAGUCCUUCAAAAGCUACGGUCACAGCUCAUUGGUCCGACAUAGGCCUCAAACCAGCAACCGUUGUCGAAGCCAGAGAUUUAUGGGAGCAUUCAACUGGACCAUCAGUAAGUGAAAAGCUCUCUGCCGAUCUCGAGUCCCAUGCUUGCAAAAUGUACGUGCUAACUCCCAAGUAAUUGCUUCGCACAUCCAUGGAAGAUGGAGAUCCGUUAUAGUGUUAUACAACACACUAGGGUUCAUUGCAUUCGUUAUGUGGAUGUAAAUAAAUUAUAGUACACACUUAGUUAGUGACUCCAUCACUCAGAAUUUCUGGUUUAUGGGUACUACAACUAAUAAAUUAUUUCAUAAAGUUAACUAG